Entelurus aequoreus (snake pipefish) is the source of this 6026-nucleotide messenger RNA. RefSeq names its product creatine kinase, flagellar-like. Gene Ontology annotation, biological process: phosphocreatine biosynthetic process. Gene Ontology annotation, molecular function: creatine kinase activity. Lineage: Eukaryota; Metazoa; Chordata; Actinopteri; Syngnathiformes; Syngnathidae. The record is from RefSeq and is a predicted model, not a curated record.
GGCACCUAUAUAAGUUGACAAACACAUAUCUUAUAAAUGUUUGCGAAAACAUUCAGCAGGACAACAACGUCUGUGCGAAUCUCCCCACAUCUCGCAACGUUCUGUAAAGGCAAUACACGGAAACAUGGAUCAAGUGUCCGAAGAUAUGUCCAACCUUCAGCUCGGGGGUCGGGCAGUGAAGGACGACUUUCCCAAUCUCAGCGAGCACAACAACCACAUGGCCAAGUUUUUAACCAUUGACAUGUACAGUAAACUGAGAGAACAGUGUACUCCUAAUGGCUUCACUAUAGAUGAUGUCAUCCAGACAGGCGUGGAUAAUCCAGGUCACCCCUACAUCAUGACUGUGGGCUGUGUGGCCGGAGACGAGGAGUCGUACGAGGUCUUCAAAGACUUGAUGGACCUUGUGAUUGAGGAACGACAUGGAGGUUACUUACCGAAUGACAUGCACAAGACUGACCUCACACAUGAAAAUCUGAAGGGAGGCGACCUCGACGACAACUACGUUCUGAGCUCCCGUGUCCGAACGGGCCGCAGCAUCCGUGGCUAUUGCCUGCCGCCACACUGCAGCCGUGGAGAAAGACGUGCUGUGGAGAGGCUCUCUAUUGAAGCCCUGGAUUCACUGAAUGGCGACCUGCAGGGGAAAUACUACGCCUUGAAGAACAUGACUGAUGAUGAGCAGCAGCAGCUGAUUGAUGACCACCUGCUGUUUGACAAGCCAGUGUCCCCAUUGCUGCUGGCUUCAGGGAUGGCCCGUGAUUGGCCUGACGGCAGAGGCAUCUGGCACAACGACAAUAAGACCUUCCUGGUGUGGGUGAACGAGGAGGACCAUCUGAGAGUGAUCUCGAUGCAGAAAGGAGGCAACAUGAAGGAAGUGUUUACUCGCUUCUGUACCGGACUCACUCAGCUGGAGUCCUUAUUCAAAGAAAAAGGUGAAGCGUUCAUGUGGAACGAGCACCUGGGCUACAUCCUGACUUGCCCAUCCAACCUUGGGACUGGAUUGCGAGCUGGAGUCCAUGUGAAGCUUCCAAACAUGGGCCAGCACCCUGAGUUUGAGGAAGUUCUGAAAAGGCUCAGGCUUCAGAAACGAGGAACCGGUGGCGUGGACACUGAUGCUGUUGGUGGAGUCUUUGACAUAUCAAACGCAGACAGACUGGGCUUCUCUGAGGUGGAGCUGGUGCAGAUGGUGGUCGAUGGUGUCAAGCUGCUGGUGGAGAUGGAGAAGAAACUGGAGACGGGCGAACCAAUCGAUAGCCUCAUGCCCAGCAUCCAGAGUAUUAAAGAAAUUGAUUCUGAGCCUGUGCGAAAAAAGCUGCAAGCUGAGGAAGAAUUUCCAGAUCUGAGUCAGCACAACAACCACAUGGCCAAGCACUUAUCCCUGGACAUGUACAACAAACUGAGGGAGUGCACAACUACCAAUGAGUUCACUAUUGAUGAUGUCAUCCAGACAGGCGUAGAUAAUUUUGGUCACCCUUUCAUUAUGAAGGUUGGAUGCGUGGCCGGAGAUGAGGAGUCAUAUGAGGUCUACAAACCUCUGAUGGACCUUGUCAUUCAGGACAGACAUGGAGGAUACAAACCAACUGACAAGCAAAAGACUGACCUCAAUCCAGAAAAACUAAAUGGGGCUGAGGACCUUGACCCAAACUAUGUUUUGAGCUCCCGUAUUCGCACUGGCCGCAGCAUUCGCGGCUUCUGCCUGCCGCCGCUCAUUAGCCGCGGAGAAAGACGUGCUUUGGAGAAGCUCUCCAUUGAAGUUCUGGAUUCACUGACUGGAGACCUGCAGGGGAAAUACUUUGCUGUCAAAGAUAUGACAGAAGCUGAGCAGCAGCAGAUGAUUUAUGACCACUUCAUGUUUGACAAGCCACAGUCCCCUCUGCUGCUGUCUACAGGGAUGGCCCGUGACUGGCCUGAUGGCAGAGGCCUCUGGCAUAAUGACAACAAGACGUUGUUGGUGUGGGUGAACGAGGAGGACCAUUUGAGAGUGAUCUCAAUGCAGAAAGGCGGCAACAUGAAGGAAGUGUUCACUCGCUUUGCCAACGGACUUGCUCAGAUGGAGUCCUUGUUCAGGAAGAAAGGUCACGUUUUCAUGUGGAAUGAGCACCUCGGCUACAUCUUGACUUCCCCAGCCACACUUGGCACUGGACUGCGUGCUAGUGUUCACGUAAAGCUACCAAAUAUGAACAAGCAUCCUGAGUUUGAUGAGGUUCUUAAGAGGCUAAGGCUCCAGAAACGUGGAACCGGUACAUGCAACCUUAUUUGGUCCAAGUGGUGUAAAUGUGGUGAAGACACAGCUGUUGUGGAUGCAGUCUUUGACAUCUCCAACAUUGACAGAAUGGGUGUCUCUGAGGUGAGGCUCGUCCAGAUACUGGUUGAUGGGAUAAGAGUGCUGGUGGAGAUGGAGAAGAGGCUUGAAAUGGAUGAGUCCAUUGAUGACCUAAUGCCCAGCAGCAUUGAGCUGAAAGGGUUGACAGCUAAGGACGAGUUCCCAGAUCUCAGUCAGCACAACAACCACAUGGCUAAAGUUCUAACUCUGGAAAUGUAUAAAAAGCUAAAGGAUCGCACAAGUCCCAAUGGCUUCACCAUAGAUGAUGUCAUUCAGACAGGCGUGGAUAAUCCAGGUAACCCCUUGAUCAGGACGGUGGGCUGUGUGGCUGGAGAUGAGGAGUCCUAUGUAGUCUUCAGGGAUCUGCUGAACCUAGUCAUUGCAGCUAAACAUAAAGGUUUUAAACCCAAAGACAAUCACAAAACUGACAUCAACCCGGACAAUCUGAAGGGUGGUGAUGAUCUGGAUCCUGAAUAUGUUCUGAGCUGCAGAGUGCGAGCACGCCGCAGCAUCCGCGGCUUCUGUCUACCCCCGCUCUGCAGCCGUGGAGAGAGACGAGCGCUGGAGAAGCUCCUAGCUGAAACCCUGGACUCACUGACUGGAGACCUGCAAGGGAAAUACUACUCUUUGAAGAACAUUACAGAGGAGGAGCAGCAGCAGAUGAUUGAUGACCACUUGCUGGUUGAUAAGCCAGUGUCCCCACUGUUGCUGGCCUCGGGGAUGGCCCGUGACUGGCCUGACGGCAGAGGCAUUUGGCACAAUGAGAGCAAGACAUUGCUGGUGUGGGUAAAUGAGGAGGACCAUCUGCGAGUUAUCUCCAUGCAAAAAGGCCACGACAUGAAGGAAGUGUUCACCCGCUUCUGCAGCGGACUCACAGGGAUUGAGUCCAUAAUUAAGAAGAAAGGUGAAGCCUUCAUGUGGAAUGAGCACCUGGGCUACAUCCUGACUUGCCCAUCCAAUCUUGGGACCGGCUUGCGCGCUAGUGUCCAUGUAAAGCUUCCAAACAUGAGCAAGCACCCCGAGUUUGAAGAAAUUCUAAGGAGGUUGAAGCUCAAGAAAAGUGGAAAUGGUGAUGCGGACAACGAUGCUGUUGAGGGAGUCUUUGACAUUUCGAACACUGAAAGACUGGGUUUCUCUGAGGUGCAGCUGGUGCAGACAGUGGUCGAUGGAGUCAAGCUGCUCGUGGAGAUGGAGAAAAGGCUGGAAAAGGAGGAGCCCAUAGAUGAAUUGAUGCCAGCCAACCUUGCGCUAAAUGUGUUUUCAGCUGAGCAAGAGUACCCAGAUCUCAGUCAGCACAACAACCAUAUUGCAAAGUUCUUAACCAAGGACAUGUACAAGACACUGAGACAACGUUGUACCCCUAAUGGCUUCACUAUAGAUGAUGUCAUUCAGACAGGCGUGGAUAAUCCAGGGCAUCCCUACAUCAUGACAGUGGGUUGUGUAGCUGGAGAUGAAGAGUCAUACAAGGUAUUUAAAGAGCUGAUGGACCUUGUGAUUCAGGAUAGACAUGGAGGUUACAAACCAUCAGACAUCCACAAGACGGACCUCAAACCAGACCACCUUAGGGUAAAUGACAUUUUGCCAGGAUCGACCUAAAUACAACCUAAUGUCUGUUCUACCUCCCAGGGUGGCGAUGACCUUGAUUCAAGAUACGUUCUGAGCUCCCGAGUUCGAACUGGACGCAGCAUCCGUGGCUUCUGUCUGCCACCGCUCUGCAGUCGCGGAGAGAGACGUGCUUUAGAGAAGCUCUGCACUGAUGCUCUUGAUUCCCUAACUGGAGACCUGCAGGGGAAAUACUAUGCCUUGAAGAACAUGACUGAUGAUGAGCAGCAACAGCUGAUUGAUGACCACUUUCUGUUUGACAAGCCAGUGUCCCCUCUUCUGCUGGCCUCAGGGAUGGCCCGUGACUGGCCUGACGGCAGAGGCAUCUGGCACAACGACAAUAAGACAUUCCUGGUGUGGGUGAAUGAGGAGGACCAUCUGCGCGUGAUUUCAAUGGAGAAAGGAGGCAACAUGAAGGAAGUGUUCACUCGAUUUUGCACUGGACUAACUGAGAUUGAGUCUGCCAUUAAGCAGAAAGGUGAAGCAUUCAUGUGGAACGAGCACCUUGGCUUUAUCCUGACUUGCCCAUCCAACCUUGGCACUGGUCUGCGUGCUGGUGUCCAUGCAAAGCUUCCAAACAUGGGCAAGCACCCCAAGUUCGAGGAGGUCCUUAAAAAACUGAGGCUUCAGAAACGCGGAACUGGUGGUGUGGACACAGCUGCUGUGGAUGGAGUCUUUGACAUUUCCAAUGCUGACAGACUGGGCUUCUCUGAGGUGCAGCUAGUUCAAAUUGUGGUUGAUGGCGUCAAACUGCUGGUGGAAAUGGAGAAAAGACUGGAGAAGGGUUGCUCCAUCGACUCACUGAUGCCUGGAAAACUUAAAAUGAAGAAUCUGCGAGCUGAGAAAGAAUUUCCUGAUCUCAGUAUGCACAACAGCCACAUGGCAAAGUUCUUGACACUGGACAUGUACAAGACUCUGAGAGAGUUGAAAACCCCUUAUGGCUUCACUAUUGACCGCGUCAUCCAGACAGGCGUGGAUAAUCCAGGUAACCCCUUCACCAUGACUAUGGGCUGUGUGGCUGCAGACGAAGAGUCUUACGAGGUCUUCAAAGAGCUGCUGGACCUUGUGAUUGAAGACAAACACAGAGGCUAUAAACCAACAGACCUGCACAAGACUGCUCUAAACCCAGAAGGCCUGGUGGUACAGCAAACUUCCUAUUAGCAUAAGACGGGACAUACUGUAGAUUUGCGCUGGGAUAAACAAGAUGUUUUUGCUUCUUAGGGAGGCGAUGACCUUGACCCAAACUAUGUUCUGCUUUCCCGUGUCCGUGCAAGCCGCAGCAUCCGUGGCUUCUGCUUCCUAACAUAUUGCACUCGUGGAGAAAGACGUCUUCUUGAGAAGCUCUGCGUCGAAGUUCUGGAAACACUGACCGGAGACUUGCAAGGGAAAUAUUACUCCUUGAAAAAUCUGCCAGAAUCUGAGCAGCAGCAGAUGAUAGAAGAGAACUUGCUGUUUGCUAAGCCAGUCUGUCCUUUGCUGCUAUCCUCUGGAAUUAACAGAGAUUGGCCUGAUGGCAGAGGCAUCUGGCACAACAACAGCAAGAACUUUGUGGUGUGGUUGAAUGAGGAGGACCAUCUCAAAUUAAUUUCCAUUGAGAAAGGGGGCAACAUAAAGGCAGCAUUUUCCCGCUUCUGCAGUGGAAUCCAAGAGGUUGAGACCUUGUUCAAGGAGAAAGAACAAGCAUUCAUGUGGAAUGAUCACCUAGGCUUCAUUGUGUCCUGCCCAUCCAACCUGGGCACUGGUUUGCGUGCCAGUGUGCAUAUGAAACUGCCAAACCUAGGAAACCACCCAAACUUUGAUGAGGUUCUUAAGAGGCUGAGACUUGAGAAGCGUAAAAUUGGUGAUGAGGACACUCAUAAUGGAGUCUUCGACAUCUCAAAUGCAGACAGACUGGGCCUCUCUGAGGUGCAGCUUGUGCAGAUGGUGGUCGACGGUGUUAAGGUGCUGGUGGACAUGGAGAAGAAGCUGGAGAGUGAAGAAUCUAUUGACGACUUGAUGCCCACCCAGAAGUAGAGCCAAUAGCCCUCUGAAACUUUGUUCAUGAGUGUCUUAAAACCACUAAUAUUGUGUACUGUGUGGUUGAAAUAAAGAGAUACAACCAAGA